Toxotes jaculatrix (banded archerfish) is the source of this 1772-nucleotide messenger RNA. RefSeq names its product mutY DNA glycosylase (gene mutyh). NCBI's taxonomy places the organism in Eukaryota, Metazoa, Chordata, Actinopteri, Toxotidae. The record is from RefSeq and is a predicted model, not a curated record. Gene Ontology annotation, biological process: base-excision repair; mismatch repair. The transcript is spliced from 15 exons. Gene Ontology annotation, molecular function: adenine/guanine mispair binding; purine-specific mismatch base pair DNA N-glycosylase activity; oxidized purine DNA binding. Gene Ontology annotation, cellular component: nucleus. The coding region runs from base 78 to 1658 and encodes 526 amino acids.
CUGAAGGUGGCGGGAGUCAGAGUGAGUCCAUGAGAUAAACAACAAAUGAAAUAAGUCUGUAAAUACGGUGUCUGGUCAUGAGCAAGUUACGUUCAGCGAUGCACAGAAGCAAAAGAGCCGGACAGGAAGUGAUAGAAACUGCAAAACCAAAGCACAAGAGGACAAAGACAACAUCGAAAGAAGAGGAAACCACACAAGCUGCCUCGCCGUCCACGUACCACACUUUCCCUGCUCCUGCUGAUGUUGUGCUGCUGCGCUCUCAGCUCCUGAACUGGUACAACAAGGAGAAGAGAGAGCUGCCAUGGAGGACUCUGGCUGUGACAGAACCAGACCUCAACAUCAGGACAUAUGCGGUGUGGGUUUCAGAGAUCAUGCUGCAACAGACUCAAGUUGCCACAGUAAAAGACUACUACAACAAAUGGAUGAAGCGGUGGCCCACCGUGCAAGACCUUGCAACUGCUACACUUGAGGAGGUGAACCAGAUGUGGGCAGGUCUCGGCUACUAUUCCCGGGGAAAAAGACUUCACGAAGGAGCUCAGAAGGUCGUGACAGAGCUGAAGGGACAGAUGCCCCGGACAGUAGACAGCCUGCUGAAACAGUUACCAGGUGUGGGUCGCUACACUGCUGCUGCUAUAGGUUCCAUUGCACUGGGACAGGUUACCGGAGCCGUGGAUGGGAAUGUUAUUCGGGUGCUGUGUCGCCUGAGGGCCAUCGGAGCUGACAGCACGAGUCCUGCAGUAACAGAGGCGCUUUGGGGUCUUGCCAACACACUGGUGGACCCAGAGAGACCUGGAGACUUUAACCAGGCCAUGAUGGAGCUGGGAGCACGUGUCUGCACCCCUAAAGGACCAGUGUGCAGCCAGUGUCCUGUACAGUCUCAUUGCCACUCUUAUCGCAAGGUUCAUGUCAAACAAGAGCAAAACUCCAAGAAGCUUUUGUUGAAGCUGGAGAAGAAGACUUCCACCCUGCCUGAUAUAGAGGACUGUAUGACCAGUGGGACGUGUCUGCUGUGUCCCUCGGAACCCUGGGACGAUGAGCUGGGCGUUCAGAACUUCCCCAGAAAGCCGGCAAAGAAACCACCCCGAGUGGAGCGAACUCUGACCUGUGUGGUCGUCAGACCUGGAGAGGACGGAGAGGACGAGUACCUGCUCACACAGAGACCAGACAAAGGUUUGUUGGCAGGCUUGUGGGAGUUUCCCAGUCUUCUGCUGGAGGAGGAGAACUCUGAGAUGAAACAGAAGAGGGAGCUGUCUGCUGAGAUCAGCAGGAUACUGGGAACUCAUUUGACUGAGAGUCUCUUUCAGUACAUUGGAGAGGUGGUUCACAUCUUCUCCCACAUCCACCAGACUUAUGUGGUUCACAGCAUGCGUCUGAGGGAUGAUGCACAAACGAAGACCGAAAAUGUGCAGUGGCUCACGAGAGCUUCUCUGCAGGAAGCUGCUGUGUCCACAGGAAUGAAAAAGAUUGUGAAGCUUUAUGAUACUUUGGACAGUCAAAAAGAAAAACCCUCUAAGGAUGGAAAGAAGCAAAAUGCCACUGGUACAAAAAAUGACAAGAAACCACCGACCUCAAAAAAACCCAAACUGAGUGCAGCCAACAGCAGAGGUAGACAGCUCUCCCUCAGCUCCUUCUUCAGGACAGUGAAAGAGGAGUCUUGAUGGAAUAUGAGCACAGUUGUUUCCACAUUAAGGUGUUUUUUUGGUGCCAUGGUUCCCAUCAGUUUUUAUUAUAUUAGAUGAAACAAAAACAACAAUAUAUAUAUAUUUUUUUUU